Molecule: messenger RNA, 1095 nt
Organism: Thelazia callipaeda (thelaziosis nematode)
Lineage: Eukaryota; Metazoa; Nematoda; Chromadorea; Rhabditida; Thelaziidae
Source: the annotation of a GenBank genome assembly
AUGCAAUGUGAAAAUGACCUACCGUUAUUCGAUCCAAAUGCUUCCAUCGCAAUACAGCAAGCAUUGCAAAGCUUUCAAUCAGUUAAAAUGCUAAUGGUGAUGCAUGAUUUAAGGACUUACGAUACGUUACAUCCUUACGUAUGUCUGGCUCUUUGUCCUCUGGGUAUUGUAGCAAAUCUCAUUCACAUACUAGUGCUCACCAGAUCGAAAAUGUUGAGAUCAGCAGUGAACUGUAUUUUGGUGGUAAUUGCCGUAUGUGAUAUUAUCACUAUGAGUUCAUAUCUGAUGUACAUUAUAAAAUUCGAGUUUUUCGCUCCAUCAUCUAGCACUGGAGUUAGUUAUUCUUGGGUAGUAAUGUUGAAAAUACAUGCUGUUGUAACAAUUGCGCUACAUGGAAUUACUUUGUAUUGUUGUGCAACUUUAGCUAUUAUCCGAUGGAGUGCUUUGGCAAAGACUAGAAAUCUUUGUUUUCAACCUCUUACUGCGUGGUUUGUAUUUUUAUUUUUCAGCGUGAUCGCAUCAAUUGUAGGAAUUAUCUGUAUUCCAACAUUUUUGGUUCAUGAAAUCAAAGUUGUUUGGAUUAAUGGUGGAGAGUUAUUCUAUACUAUUGAUAUAUCAGAAUGGGCAAUUCGCGAUAGCUGCAGAUAUUUCAAAUUGAAUUUAUGGAUUUUAGGCAUAGCUUUAAAGGCUCUGCCAUGUCUUCUGCUGUGCUGUUUCACAAUUCUGUUGGUUCUUCGCUUACGAGGAAAUUUAAAACGAAAGCAGAUAUUACUUUGUCGAGAUUACAAUGUCGCAAAUGUAAAAAAGAGCGAAAACUGUAGUGCCGCUGUGAAGAGAAACAAACGUAACUACGAUCGUACUACAUUUACCCUCAUCGUCAUGCUUUCCGUAUUUCUGAUAACCGAAUUACCACAAGGUGUAUUAGCAGUGCUAAAUGCGCUACAUACAAACGAUGUACACACAAUUCUCUACAAAAAUUUGGCUAAUUUACUAGACUUAUUAUCUCUUAUUAAUUGUUAUGUUGGUUUUCUAACAUAUUGUUUUCUGAGUUCAAAAUACCGACAAACGUUCAUCAUUAUGCUUGUUAAUUCGUGA